This is a messenger RNA of Numida meleagris (helmeted guineafowl), 2725 nucleotides long. RefSeq names its product spindle apparatus coiled-coil protein 1 (gene SPDL1). The transcript has 13 exons. NCBI's taxonomy places the organism in Eukaryota, Metazoa, Chordata, Aves, Galliformes, Numididae. The record is from RefSeq and is a predicted model, not a curated record. Bases 207 to 2033 code for a protein of 608 amino acids. Gene Ontology annotation, cellular component: spindle pole; outer kinetochore. Gene Ontology annotation, biological process: protein localization to kinetochore; mitotic metaphase chromosome alignment; establishment of mitotic spindle orientation. Gene Ontology annotation, molecular function: kinetochore binding.
GGGCAGGCGGCAGCGCGCACGCACGCUCUCUGCAGAACGGGGCGGGUGGGUGUGGCUCUCGCGAGACUUGAGGCGGGCUGGCGGAGGCGAGUUUGAACGGUGGCAGCGGUGGUGGCCCGGGGCGGGCGCCGGGCUAAGGUGGAGUAAUGGCGUAAAGGUUAAGUGAGGCUUAGAUGGACUUCUGAAGGUAAUAAAAGGAAGAAAAAAUGGAGACAGAGACCAUUUUAAGUCUUCGACAACAACUGAAGGAAGCAGAGAACGAGCGAAGAAAGGCUGCGCAGUAUGGCUUACACUUACUGGAGUCUCAGAAUGAAGUUCAAAAUCAGUUGGAUCAAAUGCGUCGGGAGUUAACUGAGAAGACUGAGCAAUUUGAACAAGAGAAAUAUUCUCUUCAAAGAGAAAUCGAACUUAAGAAUAGGAUGUUGGAAAGCCUGAGUUUUGAAUGUGAUGCCCUCAAGCAACAGCAAAGUGUGCAACUGGAUAAACAGAAAGAGCAGCUUGACAGAGUUCAUGGACAAGAAAUCAGUGACCUUAAAUACAAGUUGGAGAACCUGAAGGCAGAACUGGAUGAAACCCGACUCUCAGAGAAACAAUUGAGACACAAAGUGGAUCAUCAGAAGGAAAUAAUUGCUGCCAAAUCAGAAGAGCUACACCUGAUGUCUGAACGUGUACAUGAAACCAUGUCUUCAGAAAUGCUCAAUCUUCAGAUGGAGCUCACUGAACUAGAAAGUGUGAAGGCCAGUGUUGAAGAAAAGCUGAAUGAACUGCAGUACAGCAAAGAACAACUAGAACUCAUAAAUAGUAACUUACGUAAUCAGCUGGAGCGUCUACAAGGAGAAAAAGAAGAGAGGGAAAAAGAAGUUGUUUCUUACUGCAAUGCACUAGAGAAAGCUCGUGAAGCUAAUCAAGAGCUUCAGGUUCAGCUGGAUCAUGUGGUGCAGCAGUCUUUGGACCCUACAAGUAAAGGCAAUUCUCUCUUUGCUGAGGUGGAGGACCGUAGGGCAGAAAUGGAACGACAGCUGAUCAGUGUGAAAAUAAAAUAUCAGUCACUACAAAAACAACAUGCAUUCACUAGAGAACAGUUGCAAAGAAUGAAGCUGCAAAUGGCUACCCUGCUACAGAUUAAAGGUUCUCAGGCAGAAUUUGAGCAGUUGGAACGCUUACAGUCAAUGUUGGAGCAAAAGAAUGGUGAAAUAGAAGAUCUUCUUGUGAAAGUGAGGCAACUAGAAAAAUUCAAGACUUUAUAUGAGAAUAUGGAAGAAUGUAGAGCUAGUACCAGCUCCAAAGGAGGAGAAUCUGAAGAUGGUUACUACGCAGACUUGCUGCAAAUGAAACUCGACAACUCAAACAAGGAAACUGAAUCCUUGAAAAAUGAACUGUCCUUGCAGAGGAUGAAAGCUUUAUAUGAGAGCCAAAGGGUUCUGGAAGUUGAAAGAAAACUCUUUGCAAAUGAGAGGCACUUGCAAGCUUGUCAGAGUGAGAACAUGAAUUUGCGAGUUAUGCUGGAUGAAUUAAAAAUGAAAUAUGAACCUGAAGAGUUACUUAAAGUCACUAAAAUCAAAAAGAAAAGAGAGAAGAUUCCAGUGGAUGCUACUUGUGAAUAUUUAGACAGCAAAAAUACCUCGGUAAAUGAAGUUCCUCUUGCUCAUCUUCCAAGUAAGGAAGAAACUAAGAUGACUUCAGAUAACUCGGAGCAAACUGAUUCUUCUUCCAAAAAACAAGCUCUUGAAGUAUCACCAAUAAAUAUAGCUCUUCAAUCACUGGACAAAGUCGUUGAACCUGAAAGAGAAAGAAAGAGAUUUAAAACUAAAGAGGGCAGUUUUGACACCUACGCAUCAUGCAGCAGAAGCGGAAGUAAUUUUUUGACUGCAAGUGCCCCCAGGUUAACAACUGAAUCCAGAUUUGAAGCUACGGAAAAUGAAGAUAAGAAGGAAAAUGUAAUCACGACUAAGAAGAAAACACAAAAGAAAAAAUAUACUACAUUGUAUGUGUCCUCCAAGCCAACUCCUGAAACGCAGUGUGCUCAGCAGUAGAACGUUCUGAAAGGAACAGGAAUAAUUUGGAGUCCUGCUUCAGCAGGAAAUAAACUUGUUGCACAUAAAUACACAGGCUCCUGACUUGGAUACUGACCUGCCUUGUUUAAUGAACAGUAUGACUGCAUUAAUGGAAUUUGCACGUUUGAUGACUUCUCUUUCCAGAGGACCCCUGUUAAGUACCCUGGCAACGUGACCUGAACUGUUGCCUGGUGCUCAGCCUCCAAGCACUUGUUAAUUGUUGUUUGUUUGAAUCGGUGCUGUUCUGUAAGAUAAGUACUUGCUAUGGAAGUUACCUAGUGUGAUAAAAGGGCUAACCCCAAGCAGUAUGUGCUAGAUAAUGGUGACCAGAAGGAAACAAAGCUGUGAGUAAUUGCUCCUGAAUUUCUUCCACUGCCUGGAUUCAGAUUUCUUAAUGUCUUUUUUCCCCUAAUAUGUAACUGCACCUUCGCAGUGAGGUCAAUCUGAGAGCUGAACGCAUGAAACUCUCUUCAUGCAAUUCAUGGGGUGGUAUUCUAUUGAAACUUUAACUGGUAGUAAAAAUAAACUUUGCUUUUUAUUUCUUCCUAAAGUUGAUCUGUUGCAUUGGAGACGAAACAUUUUUCUGAAACUGCCAUUUAUUUGAUGAGAGAGAUUUUAUAGCAAGCAUUUUGUUUGAAAAGUACAACUUAAUAAAAGCUGAUAAAUUGUGA